Messenger RNA from Triticum dicoccoides, 3176 nucleotides. RefSeq lists its product as uncharacterized. Gene Ontology annotation, cellular component: COPI vesicle coat. Lineage: Eukaryota; Viridiplantae; Streptophyta; Magnoliopsida; Poales; Poaceae. The record is from RefSeq and is a predicted model, not a curated record. Gene Ontology annotation, molecular function: ATP binding; protein kinase activity; protein binding. The transcript is spliced from 17 exons. Bases 251 to 2617 code for a protein of 788 amino acids. Gene Ontology annotation, biological process: protein phosphorylation; retrograde vesicle-mediated transport, Golgi to endoplasmic reticulum; intra-Golgi vesicle-mediated transport.
ACUAGACUUACCAGCCUCGAGUCAAGUCAAGUCAACUUUGUAUAUUACCCACCCACGCUCACCUACCGAGCUGCUGCAAGGAUACCAGACCAGAGACCACCAUUCACUCAGCUCGUUUCUCUCAUCAUCGAUCUAUAAACGUCUGCUCUCUCAAGGGUUUGUGCUAAAUAUUUGUUGGCGCAUGAAUGAUUUCCUGGAGUCAACUUUCUUGAACAAUUACCAUAUGCUGCUAUAGAAAGCAGGCAGAUACAUGGAUAUUGAGGUCCUGCAGCGUAUACUUGAUGGAAGAGAGAAGCCAACAAAUCUAUCGUUCACACUUUUGAAGAGUAUCACAGAAAAUUUCUCAGAUGAUCGAGAAAUUGGCCAUGGUGGAUUCGCAACGGUUUAUAAGGGAGUGCUCCCAAAUGGGAAUGUUGCUGUAAAGAGGAUAAGGAACGGCUAUACAAUCAACGAGACCUUUUUUUAUCGAGAAGUUGACAGCCUAUUGAACAUUGAACAUAAAAAUGCCGUACGGUUUCUUGGCUUUUGUGCUAGCACAGACCAGAUAGCCAUACCAACUGGAGGAUCGAAAGAACAUAUUUAUGCCGAGGUACGAGAAAGAUUACUCUGUUUUGAGUAUAUCAGCAAUGGAAGCCUGCAAAAAUGUAUUACUGAUGAAUUAAGGGGACUGGAAUGGAAUACACGUUAUAAAAUAAUUAGAGGCAUCUGCGAAGGUUUGCAUCAUCUGCACAAGGAAAAGCAGAUAUAUCAUAUGGAUCUGAAACCCGACAAUAUACUACUAGACAAUGAUAUGCUGCCGAAAAUCACAGAUUUUGGUUUAUCCAGACUUGAUGAGAAGUCAAAAACUAUGAGUGAAGAACGUCAUGGAUCACUAGGAUAUUGUGCUCCAGAAUACCUACAUCAGGGAAAGAUGUCAUUCAAAUCAGACAUGUACAGUCUGGGUGUCAUAAUUAUUGAACUAGUGACAGGACAAAAGGCGAUCCCCAGCAAUAAUAACAAUGUACUUAGGAGAUGGAGGCACAGAUGGAAGAAAACUGGGAAUGAAACACCAUUGGUUUACCAACAAGUAGCAAAAUGCCUCGAAAUUGGGUUACGCUGCCAGGAAAUUGACCCAUUCAAACGGCCAUAUAUAUGGGAUAUGAUACAUGUUAUAAGAGAAAUUGAAGGUGCUAAUGAAAAAAACAGGAAUGCCUAUGAACAUACAUUUGGACAGAUAAGCCCCUACUCAGAAGAUGAUAUGCUUGGAAUUGAGCCACUCCAACUACAUUUUCCUUUUGAGCUUAACAAACAGAUGUCAUGCAAACUUCAGCUAACCAAUGAGACGGGUUCUUACAUUGCCUUCAACAUAAAAAAUACAAGCCCCCUGGCAUACUGCAUACAGCCGCAGAAAGGCAUUAUGCCGCCACGAUCCAUUUGUAGUGUUGAGAUAACAAUGCAGCUGCAGGGCAAGACACCGGGAUAUAUGCAUCGUGACAGUGAACUUAUUGUAUGGAGCACCAAAGUGAAUGAUUGCCUUGCAGUUGAGGAUAUAGCUACAAACAUGUUCACUAAUGAGGCAGUCAAUGUGGUUGAUGUCGUGAAUUUGGAUGUGGUUUUUGACGUCAGUGAGCCACAAGAAGCAAGUGAGGAAACCCGUGUGACAAUCCAGCCUUUUAAACAGAUCAUAGACGAUGCGGCCGGGGUGAUAUAUUGCAUGGAUGCACAUCAGACAGAGCCAUUGAUUAUAACAGGUCACAAAAAUGGUUAUGUUCAGAUAUGGAACUAUGACAGACAGAAAGUGGUCGGUUCGAUUAAGGUCUCAGCAGAAUAUGUUACUAAUGUUAAGUUCAUUGCACCAAAGAGAUGGUUUGUGGCUGUGUCACCUAGCUGCGUCGUCCAUGUGUACAACUACGAAUGGGAAAUGCAAAAAGUCAGGAGUUUCAGAGUUGACGAUGGUCCUCAAAUCUAUUGUGCAUUAGCCGUUCAUCCAACCCAGCCAUAUGUGCUGUCAGGAUGUCAUACGGAAAUAAAACUUUGGGACUGGGACCAGGGCUGGAAUUGCAUACAGACAUUUGAAGAACACUUGGAUACUGUUCGUGCCCUAAAAUUUAACCCAGAGGACACCAAUAGUUUUGCAAGUGCUUCGUUUGAUUAUACAGUAAAGGUUUGGAGUCUUGAUUCUCCCAAAUCCAAGUAUACUCUGUCUGGGCAUUCGCAUGUGGUGAACUUCCUGGAUUUCUUCACGUGUGAUAGUCAGCAGUAUUUGAUUAGUGGCUCUUGGGAUGGGACUGCCAAGAUAUGGGACAUGGAGAAGGAGGAGUGCAUUCGUACACUCGAACAUGAGUCUGAAGCUUUUCAGGUCGUUUCCCAUCCCAAUCUUCCAGUUCUAAUUACAGGUACAAAGGAUGGUGAUGUUCACGUGUGGAGCUCCAGUGAUUUCAGGCUCAAGAGAAUACAUAACUUCUGUCACAGUGGAUGGGUCGUGGGUCUCGCAUGUUUGGUGGGAUCAGGAAGGCUUGUAGUUGCACACAAAACAGGAGUGUCGUUGAUGGAAAUUCGUGAUGAAGAAGAACAAGGUGGUAGCACAGACAGCAACGUGAAUUCCUUAUCAGCGACAAAUUUUGAAAUCCAAAGCUAGUACUACUUUGGUAUAACUCACUUUUCUUGAACUUGCUACAUAUGGCACGUCUACCUAGUUGACCAUCGUGUCCAGCAUCAUGAAUUCCUACAUCUGGAAUUUGAUCGAUUGACUUUUGGAGAUGAAAAGUAUCACUCGGAGCUCAACAACCAGCCAACUCUCUCACAGAGGUGAGCAUUAUCUGGAUUGUGUGUAGAAGAUGAUGAUUUCGUGAAGAUUAGUUAUUGUUGCUCGAGAGUGAAGGGGCAUAUAUAUUUGCUUGAAAUGGUCUGGGUGAUGACUGUCGAAUGAAGAGAUACGCUAUAAAGUAACAAUCUCAUGGUCGGGGAUCCGAUCCACCUAUGUAUUAUAUACUAGCCAUUCCUGUGCACGGCGGCACGCCGCGCCUUGUUUAUAGGCGGUGGUGUAGUUUUUAUAUAGUACAUAAAUUUGUUUUGUUUUGUUUAUUCAUUUUCUUUUGGUAUGUAAGGAAGUGCAAUGAAUCAAAGGAUUAACUAUACCAUAGAACUAACAAAUAUGGCUAUGAAGAAUUUGCAACAUGAUUCUGGUGUUGCUUACA